Messenger RNA from Sardina pilchardus (European sardine), 520 nucleotides. RefSeq lists its product as uncharacterized. The transcript has 10 exons. Bases 59 to 520 code for a protein of 153 amino acids. The record is from RefSeq and is a predicted model, not a curated record. NCBI's taxonomy places the organism in Eukaryota, Metazoa, Chordata, Actinopteri, Clupeiformes, Clupeidae.
CUGUUAUCUACCUGCUCUAUGUCGACUUCUGUGUUUCCCACAUAGACCUUAACAAAAGAUGUUGUCACGAAAUCUUUUAAUUGCAUCUGCAGUUGUCUUCUUGGCCACUACAGUUUCAACAGCUCCAGUUGAAGAGAAAGAACCUGAGGAGACUGAGGUGGAAACGGAGGAUGGGGAAGAGGAGGUGUCUGAGGAGGAUGCGGAUGAUGAUGAUGACUCAAGUCAGGAUUUGAAUAAGGGAACUGGAGCACAGCAUGCUACUACAGUAUCAAAAGACCUAGGUGCAACUCCUCACCCUGGAAUUUCUGCCGGCGAAUCUUCAAACGGUCAAAAACAGACGGCAGACAGUGCUGCCCACUCGGGCCAGGACGCAUCAGGCAGUUCCUCUGCAGCUGGAGGAGUUAACGGGGAAUCAGGGAGAGAUCCCCACUCCCUCUCUUCAGAUCCAAGUUCUCAUGCCUCCACAGUAAAUGGAGGAAGUUCCACUUCAGAGACGGGUGUUCCAGGUAGGCCUAAAUAA